GACAGUAAGGAGUGUACCACUCCUCAGAUGCAACUUAAUCUAGCACUCUAUACUUAAAAGUUUUUAAACGUUUAUAGAAAUCAGAUUACUACUUCUGCAGAACAACAUCUUACUAGUAAAAAGAACAGCCCACAUGAAGGAAAACUGAUUUGGUGGAAAGACAACAAAAAUAAGACAUGGGAAAUAGGGAAGGUGGUAACGUGGGGGAGAGGUUUUACUUGUGUUUCACCAGGAGAAAAUCAGCUUCCUGUUUGGAUACCCACUAAACAUUUGAAGUUCUACAAUGAACCCAUCAGAGAUGCAAAGAAAAGCGCCUGCACAGAGACGGAAGCACUGCAAUCGAGCAGCAUCAACUCACAAGAUGAACAAAAUGGUGAUGUCAGAAGAACAGAUGAAGUUGCCAUCCACCAAGAAGGCAGAACCGCCAACUUGGGCACAGUUAAAGAAGCUGACACAGUUAGCUGAAAAAAGCCUAGAGAACACAAAGGUGACACAAACUCCAAAGAACAUGCUGCUUGCAGCUUUGAUGAUUGUAUCAAUGGUGGUAAGUCUCUCCAUGCCUGCAGGAGCAGCUGCAGCUAAUUAUACCUACUGGGCCUAUGUGCCUUUCCUGCCCUUAAUUCGGGCAGUCACAUGGAUGGAUAAUCCUAUUGAAAUAUAUGUUAAUAAUAGUGCAUGGGUACCUGGCCCCACAGAUGAUCAUUGCCCUGCCAAACCUGAGGAAGAAGGAAUGAUGAUAAAUAUUUCCACUGGGUAUUAUUAUCCUCCUACUUGCCUAGGGAGAGCACCAGGAUGUUUGAUUCCGGCAAUCCAAAAUUGGUUGGUAGAAGUACCUACUGUCAAUACCAGCAGUAGAUUUACUUAUCACAUGAUAAGUGGAAUGUCACUCGGGCCACAGGUAAAUUACUUACAGGACUUUUCUUAUCAAAGAUCAUUAAAAUUUAGACCUAAAGGGAAACCUUGCCCCAAGGAAGUUCCCAAAGGAUCAAAAGACACAGAAGUUGUAGUUUGGGAAGAAUGUGUGGCCGAUAGUGCGGUGAUAUUACAAAACAAUGAAUUCAGAACUAUUAUAGAUUGAGCACCUUGAGGUCAAUUCCACCACAAUUGCACAGGACAAACUCAACCGUGUCCCAGUGCACAAGUGAGUCCAGCUGUUGAUAGUGACUUAACAAAAAGUUUAGAUAAACGUAAGCACAAAAAAUUACAGUCUUUCUACCUUUAGGAAUGGGGAGAAAAAGGAAUCUCUACUCCAAGACCAAAAAUAAUAAGUCCUAUUUCUGGUCCUGAACAUCCAGAAUUAUGGAGGCUUACUGUAGCCUCAUACCGCAUUAGAAUUUGGUCUGGAAAUUGAACUAUAGAAACAAGAGAUCAUAAGCCCUUUUAUACUAUUGACCUAAAUUCCAGUCUUACAGUUCCUUUACAAAGUUGUGUAAAGCCCUCUUACAUGCUAGUUGUAGGAAAUAUAGUUAUUAAACCAGACUCCCAAACUAUAACCUGUGACUAUUGCAGAUUGUUUACUUGCAUUGAUUUGACUUUUAAUUGGCAGCACCGUAUUCUGCUAGUGAGAGCAAGAGAAGACGUGUGGAUCCCUGGGUCCGUGGACUGACCGUAGGAGGCCUCGCUGUCUGUCCAUAUUUUGACUGAGGUAUUAAAAGUCAUUUUAAAUAGC
Messenger RNA from Macaca mulatta (Rhesus monkey), 1669 nucleotides. The record is from RefSeq and is a predicted model, not a curated record. Lineage: Eukaryota; Metazoa; Chordata; Mammalia; Primates; Cercopithecidae.